UCCGUCAGCAGAGAGUCGUGUGUGUGUGCCACUGCCACAUCCGCAGACACUCGUUUCUUCCCCUCAGUUGGAGAUGAAGGAGAAACACACUGAACACAGUCCGUCCUCUAACUGCACCUGCUACUGCACACACAUCGAAGGCGGUUGGCUAAAUGAUGGAUUUCAUUACCUUACUCGUUUUGGCUGAAGAUGAAGAUGCCUUAAGCUUUAGUACUGGACUCUGGGAUGCCUGACGCAGACCGCAUUUCAAAACAUCGCAUUCCUCCUGAAUCCUUAAGGGAAACAAAAGGAAUAUGAAUUUCACUGCAGGUUUGCUGAAAAAGGAGCACAUGCUCUUAAACACCUUGCUGUCGUUGAAUGUUUCUUUCCACGGUGCCGAGGACUUCAUGAGCGACGUUUACCUCCACCAGAGUGGAGAGCUCGAGAGAUUGCUUCUGCUGACGAUCAAAGAGCCCACCACUAUCGCUCUCACGGUGAUGUAUUCAUUAUCAUUCGUGGUGGGAUUCAUUGGAAACCUAAUGGCCAUUCGUAUGCUUACCUGCCAGAAGAGUAAGAGGCUGCAGAGCAUCAGUGCCACCCGGAAUUUACUCGUGAACCUGGCAGUGUGUGAUCUGAUGGUGGUUUGCAUCUGCAUGCCCAUCACCCUCGGCCACACCAUUUACACCGCAUGGGUGUACGGAGACCUCCUGUGCCGGGCCGUUCCCUUCAUCCAGGCCGUGUCCGUGUCGGCCAGCGUCCUCAGCCUGACCGUCAUCAGCGUCAACAGAUACUACAGCGUUCACAGCCCGCUGAAUUCCCUCUCGUACUUCACCCAGAAGAAGAUCUACGUCACCAUUGUGUGCGUGUGGGUCUUGUCCUCUGCCAUUUGCGCGCCUUUGCUCUUCAUGAUCAAGCUGGACAAGAUCCACUUGAUCGACAUCGCCGUGCCAAUCUGCCGAGAGCUGUGGCCGCAGGCUAGACUCAAGCAGGUGUAUAACGUGCUCCUUUUCGUAGCUCUCUACUGCAUCCCUGUGACCUUUAACCUGAUCAUCAGCUUCCUGACUGGCCGGAAGCUCUGGAGGGCUUCUCAACAUUUCGCAGACUUCGAUCCGCACAGCCUGGCCAUACACGCCUCCCGUCUGAAGAUGCGCAAGAAGAUCGCCAAGGUGGUGGUCACUUUGGUCCUCCUGUUUGCCGGCUCCUGGCUCCCGCUUUACGUGGCAGACAUCCUCAUUGACCACGAGGUUCAUCCCCCUCACUGGGUUCUGCAGACUCGGCCUUUCGCACAGUGGUUGGGCCUUACUAACUCCAGCCUCAAUCCCAUCUGUUAUUGUUUCUUGGGCGAUUUGUACCGUUCUGCCAGAGCAGUCAGGUCCAAGUACCAUCAGAGGAUGCUCUCUGUCUUUCGAUACCCCAGCUCUUUUAAACUGUCCAGUUUGCUCUCACUCAAAACACAGAAAACUGGCCGGCGACAAGGUGCCGUGAGCCAGGUGUCAGUUGAGACUCUUUCUGACUGGUGUUCCAACAACAGCCAGAUGGUUUCUCUCCAAAGCCUCUCAGAGAAGAUAACGUCUACAAGCAAUCUUGAAUUAUCGAACUUGUAGUAAGGAUGCAUGUUACCUGAAAGGACACAGAGCACUUAAAGGGAUUGUUCCCCUGAAAACAUUGUUUGUGGUCCACAGAGCAAAGAAAGUCAUACAGGUUUCGACAUGAGGGUGAGUAGCCUAAAUAAUGACAGAAUUUCCAUUUUUGGGUGGACUAUCUCUUUAAGUAUUGUUCAUUUGUCUUGCAGUACUGUCAAAGAGCAUGUGAUUCUAAAGUAACAUGUUGCAUAGUUUGUGUUUGUAACCACCCACAGUUACAUUGCAUCAUCGCAUACACAUACAGUGUGACUUCCUGUAAAUAAGAUAAAGACAGAAAUUCUGAAUUAAGGCCAAGACCAAUGUUCGCAUGCAAAAAUGUGAUAAUUGUGAUUUGAUCAUUUGAAUGAACAGCUAUUCAGACCAAGUUGAACAUUCACAUGCAGUUAAUGUUGCAGUUUUUUUUCUAAACUCUUGACACACAUUUCGCCCAAUUUAACACAAGAUUACGUCCAAUUUUCUAAUUGCACAUUAUAGGCGUUAUAAGAAAAAUAACACUAGACAAGCAGCCAAUACAACAGCGAUCAAUACAUGUUAGUUUAGCUACUUGAAAACAAGUGCAUUGCACUGGAAAGACUGUUACAUCAAAGAGCUAUGACUUGAGCAGCUUAUUUUUCUAGGUGACAGUGAAUAGCACACGGAAAAGAUCCAGAUCUGGCACUCAUUCUUUGUAGCCUACUCUUUUAUUUGGUGUGGUUUGAUUAAAAAAAAUUAAAAAGCAAAUACAAACCCACCCUUAAACCUAUCCA
Messenger RNA from Pimephales promelas (fathead minnow), 2368 nucleotides. The record is from RefSeq and is a predicted model, not a curated record. NCBI's taxonomy places the organism in Eukaryota, Metazoa, Chordata, Actinopteri, Cypriniformes, Leuciscidae.